AUGUGCAAAGAGUUGUAUAUGUAUCAUAGGUCAUGCGGUGGCGAUGGUACCAAGCCAUGCAUCUGCGAUAAGUCAUGUCCGUACUACGAACCCUACUUCGCAAGUACCUGUGACUACACUUGGUUCAGAGGAGAUGAUCUUACUAAAUGCAAGGAAUGCCCCCGCAGAGCCAUGGAUGACAAAAGAAAUAAGAAGGGGGAGAUUGUGCCCGUUGCCGCGUGUCACAACUGUCCCGGACAUGAGACUCACAUGAAGGGCGCUGAUCUACCAAAGGCUGAUCCUAACCAUCGCUCAGCGAUAUUACUAAGAGCAAUGGAAAUGAAGAAUCAGUCUGAACAUUCAACAUUUCCAGCGAAAUCUUCUCAAGCAAAACCUCCUUCAGCAAAACAUCCUCUGAAGAGAAGACCAGAAUUUGCAGAGUACCUUGGGCGAGUUUUGGCAAAGAAGAUGUAA
This is a messenger RNA of Botrytis deweyae, 453 nucleotides long. RefSeq lists its product as uncharacterized. Lineage: Eukaryota; Fungi; Ascomycota; Leotiomycetes; Helotiales; Sclerotiniaceae. The transcript has a single exon. The coding region runs from base 1 to 453 and encodes 150 amino acids. The record is from RefSeq and is a predicted model, not a curated record.